GAUCGUUCGAAUUUUGAAUUUGAAGUGCCACGGCUUUUGCGACUGAGUGCAAAUUUAACAAAUUUUACGCUGACCUCGGCUCCACUUUAACGCCAUACUCGCCGUACUAGGAGGUGGUAGCCGACGGCUAACAGUAUGAGCACCACGACGAAGAAUUGCUGGUGCAGCCUCCUGCUGUUUAUCGGGGCGGCAACACUCGUUGUCGCCCUAGAAAACGGCCUAGCCAGGACCCCGCCGAUGGGAUGGCUCGCUUGGGAACGGUUCCGAUGUAACACCGAUUGCAAAAACGACCCGGAGAACUGUAUCAGUGAUCAUCUCUUCAGAACAAUGACGGAUAUUAUAAUCUCAGAAGGGUACGCAGAUGUUGGAUACGAAUACAUUAACAUCGAUGAUUGCUGGCUGGAAAAAAAACGAAAUUUUCAUGGACAACUUGUACCUGAUAAACAACGUUUUCCUUAUGGAAUGAAGAGCUUGGCUGAUUAUAUUCAUUCCAAAGGAUUAAAGUUUGGUAUUUACGAGGACUAUGGCAACUAUACUUGCGCAGGAUAUCCUGGUAUAUUGGGAUAUAUGGAAAAUGAUGCAUCCCUGUUUGCUGCAUGGGAUGUAGACUAUGUAAAACUUGAUGGCUGUUAUUCUAAUCAUAGAGAGAUGGAUGAAGGUUAUCCUCAAUUUGGUUUCCAUUUGAAUCAAACUGGAAGACCAAUGAUUUAUUCCUGUAGUUGGCCAGUUUAUCAAAUUUAUUCUGGCAUAAAGCCAAAUUAUUCGUCAAUUAUUAAUCACUGUAAUUUAUGGAGAAAUUGGGAUGAUAUUCAAGAUUCUUGGAGUAGCGUUGAAAGUAUUAUAGAAUAUUAUGGUAAAAAUCAAGAUUCAAUUGUGCCAAAUGCAGGACCUGGGCAUUGGAACGAUCCUGAUAUGUUAAUCAUUGGCAAUUUUGGUUUAAGCUACGAGCAAAGUAAAACCCAAAUGGCAAUGUGGGCUGUAUUUGCAGCCCCUCUUCUGAUGUCUGUUGAUUUAAGAAAAAUAAGACCAGAGUACAAAGCUAUUUUGCAAAAUAAAAAGAUUAUCGACGUUAACCAAGAUCCUCUUGGAAUUCAAGGAAGAAGAAUUUAUAAAGAAUUGGGCAUUGAAAUAUGGGCAAGACCUAUUACACCUUUAUAUCAAAAUUACUACUCGUAUGCGAUUGUAUUUCUUAAUAGGAGAACAGAUGGUACACCCUCGGAUAUAUCUGUUACAUUAAAAGAUAUUGCUCUGAAAUACCCUGGGGGUUACAGAGUAGAGGAUUUGUACGAAGACGUUGAUUAUGGUAUCCUUUCGCCUCAAACUAAGAUUAAGGUGAAAGUAAAUCCGACUGGGGUAGUCAUUCUGCGAUGUAAUUUACAGGUUGAAGAUGUCUACGACUCCAAUCAGUAUACACCCUACUCACCUUUAGAUCAACUGUACAAAGUCAGACGCAACUCGUUUAAGUAAUUUUUUGUAAACUAAUUUUAAGAAAAUUUUUAUCUCUCUUUUUUAAUGAAUUGUUUAUAAAAAGCGUGACCAUAAUUUGUUAAGGCUGUAAAAAAUAAACUAUUUGAAAUAAGA
Messenger RNA from Ceratosolen solmsi marchali, 1581 nucleotides. RefSeq names its product alpha-N-acetylgalactosaminidase. Gene Ontology annotation, molecular function: alpha-galactosidase activity. Gene Ontology annotation, biological process: glycoside catabolic process; oligosaccharide metabolic process. Gene Ontology annotation, cellular component: cytoplasm. The record is from RefSeq and is a predicted model, not a curated record. Bases 136 to 1467 code for a protein of 443 amino acids. The transcript has 8 exons. NCBI's taxonomy places the organism in Eukaryota, Metazoa, Arthropoda, Insecta, Hymenoptera, Agaonidae.